Molecule: messenger RNA, 7147 nt
Organism: Anoplophora glabripennis (Asian longhorned beetle)
Lineage: Eukaryota; Metazoa; Arthropoda; Insecta; Coleoptera; Cerambycidae
Gene: Rme-8
Product: dnaJ homolog subfamily C member 13
Exons: 29
Coding region: 102-6821 (2239 amino acids)
Biological process (GO): regulation of early endosome to late endosome transport; endosome organization; receptor-mediated endocytosis
Cellular component (GO): endosome membrane
Source: RefSeq, a predicted model, not a curated record
AGUCGAAUGGUCAACAGCUGACACCCCUAAAAAUGUUUUGUAUAAAAGAGAAGUAGUACUCUUCCUUGGUUUAUUUAGUUUUUUCUUGACAGUGCUGUAAAAUGAUGCCAAUAAAAGAUAAUCAAGAUGUGGCUUGUUUUUUCUGCACAAAACACACCACGUGGAAGGGAAAAUAUAAAAGAAUAUUUUCCGUUGGAACUAUGGGCAUUACAACCUACAAUCCAUCCAACUUAGAAGUAACAAAUAGAUGGGCAUACAAUGAUUUUAUAUCAGUUCAGCCAAUUAAAGGAGGAGUCCCUUAUGAGUUUCAAAUUACAAUGAAAAAAGAGAGGAAAGUAGAUAAAAUGACAUUCUCUACUGAACACAGAACACAUCUUUUGACGGAAGCCUUGAAAUUUAGGAAUUUUUUUCUAGAAAGACCUAAAGAAGUCCUGCGCUAUCAAGCUUAUAAGCAUCACUGGUCGGACAUAAGGCUUCCUGUAAUAUUAGAAGUAACACCGUAUUCCCUCGAUCAGUUAGAUCCAGCUACAAAUAAAGUUUUAGCCAGUUAUAAUUUUAAAGAUUUUGAGGGAAUUUGUACAGUAUCUGAUUACCCAGGAGGAUUUGUUAUUGUUUGUGGUGGUUUUGGUAGACUUCAUUUGUUCCAAGCUGUGGAUUUCGAAGAUAUUAAAAUAAAGAUUCUGGAAUCAGCUACCGUUAAUAUAGGAAUGAAUAUUAAAGUCUUGAGCACACCAAUUAAACUAGAGGAUUUUCAGUGUCAACGUUUCGGAAAGUUUAGCGAUGAUGAGUUUGUUACAUCCGUCUCUGAAUUUGCGGUCUAUAAAAUUCACAAGGCGAGACACUCGGAACCCGUUAGAAGAACGUUAUGCCUUUCUGAACACUGCCUCCUCGAAAGGGAUCCACAGACUUACAGUAUCUGUACUCUUCAGCCUUUGAACAAUAUUUUUGCUUUAAUUCGUGAUAACGAUAACCCUCAACUUUUCAGUAUUCAGUAUUUCAGUGGGCAAGUUAGGACUUACACUACUACAGAUAGGGAUUCAUUGUUAGCCUCCUUACUAGAUGGCGUUAGAGCAGCUGGCAAUAAAGACGUACAUGUCACUAUGGUUCCUACAGAAAGGGGUCUCAGGUUGGGACCCCUCUACUUGCCAGUUGAAGAGGAAGCAGAAAGCUUACAUUUGAAGCUUCUGUUGAACCCACCAGCCACAAAACCUUUCUCGCAGUGUGUAAGGAGGUUUAACGCUAACGUACCCUACAGUGGACUUUUAUACAGCAUUACACAAGAAGGAAUUUUUUCCGAAAAUAAAGAGAAGCUUAUAACUGGAGUGUUGCAGUCGUUAGUAUCCAAAGAAGGUGAUCAGAAAACUAUAACCACAAUGGAAUUAGAAGCCCAGUUUCAUGCUCUUAGACGAUUAGCUGCUAGUAAAGUCGGUUAUGCUUGUUUCACAAAACUACCCGGUUUUAGGGAAGCAAUAGGCCUUAAGGUCGUUUCAGCUUUGAAACGAAAUGAUUACGCCGUUACACAAGCAGCCAUAGAUAUGAUUUGUGCAUUGAUGCACCCCAUGCACGACGACUAUGAUUUAAGACAGGAACAACUAAAUAAAUCAUCGUUAUUACAAACUAAACCAUUUUUGGAGAGUUUGCUUAACAUGUGGACAACCCAUAUAGCACAAGGAACAGGUGCACUAAUAGUUUCAGCCAUGUUAGACUUUUUAACCUUUUCCCUUUGCGUACCUUACAGCGAGACAACUGAUGGUAAACACUUCGAUACACUUUUAGAAAUGGUCUCGGAUAGAGGCAGGAUGCUCUUCAGAUUAUUUCAGCAUCCCUCGAUGGCGAUCGUAAAAGGCGCUGGUCUCGUCAUGCGAUCCAUUAUCGAAGAGGGAGAGACUGACGUAGCCGAGAAGAUGCAGAAUUUAGCUCUUGCGGAAGGUGCUCUGCCGAGACAUCUGCUUGCUGCCUUAUACACUCAAGGAACCGACGGGAGACUGCUUACUCACAGGCAGUUAUCCAGGCAUCUAAUAGGGCUUUGGGUUACUGGAAAUCCAACUGCGAUGAACCUGCUUAAAAGAAUAAUGCCAACCGGACUUAUAGCUUUUUUGGAUUCGAGCGAUGAGAUUCCCAAAGAAGCCUUAGAGCAGGAAAUGUUAAACCACAGAAAUAACCUAAAACUAGCGCAAGAGCACGCCAAUAAAGAAAAGAAGAAUCCGAAUUGGGCCGCGUUGGAAAGGCAGAUCAAAAUGGUGGAAAAGAGGGUGGAGCACUACACCAAUUUGGCCAUGCAGCAUUGGGGUGCUAGGGUGGGGAUUCAGUUAAAGAGGGAAGAGAAAAUAAAGGAGCGGCCUAUAGUAUUAAGGAGGAGACGAGAGAGGAAAAAGGCUGAAUCGAAUUGGUCCCUGUUUUAUUGGAACUUCAACCAGGAUCAUGCCCUUCCCAACUUAAUAUGGAACCAUAAAACCCGGGAGGAACUAAGAAGUGCCUUAGACACUGAAGUGAGAAACUUCUCAUCGGACAGAGAAUUGGCGGGAUCUGCUUUGGUCGCUUGGAACCACCAAGAAUUCGAACUUAAUUAUGCUUGCCUUGCCGAUGAAGUAAAGAUUGGUGAUUAUUAUUUAAGACUGUUACUAGAGUUGGACGUCAAUAAUGACGAUUCGCCCAUAAGAAGAUCGUACGAGUUCUUCAACGAUUUGUAUCACAGGUUUCUGCUAACAAAUAAAGUUGAAAUGAAAUGCAUGUGUCUUCAAGCAAUGUCAAUUGUAUAUGGAAGGUAUUACGAAGAUAUCGGUCCUUUUAGCGACACUAAAUAUAUCGUAGGGAUGUUGGAAAGGUGUGUGGAUAAACAAGAAAGGGAUAGACUGGUGAUGUUCAUCAACAAACUCAUCCUGCACCGUCGCAACGUCAGGGAUGUACUAGAUAUGGGAGGUAUUCAGAUAUUAGUGGAUCUUAUGACCCUUGCACAUCUGCACACUUCGAGGGCUGUAAUUCCGACGCAGACUAAUGUCAUCGAAGCUGGACCAGGAAUGAAAAUUGUCCAAGAGAAAGAAUGGUACUACAAUACUGACAAAGGUAGAGAAGGGCCCGUCAGUUUUAAUGAGUUGAAGGAGUUGUUUGAAAAAGGACUAAUAAAUCACAAAACCCGAUGUUGGGCUAUGGCUUUACCGGGAUGGCGUGCCUUAUCACAACUACCUCAACUGAAAUGGUGUCUGCUAGCUAAAGGCUCACCCGUCUUGAACGAAAGUGAACUCGCUACGUACAUCCUAAACAUCCUCAUUCGGAUGUGCAAGUACUUCCCUAGCAGAGACGUGGAUAACGCUAUUAUAAGACCUCUACCAAAAGUAAAGAGACUUCUCUCGGAGCAGCCAGUGCUGUCACACGUAGUUCAGUUACUGUUAACCUUUGACCCCAUCCUCGUAGAAAAAGUGGCGAUUCUGUUGUGUGAGGUGAUGAAAGACAAUCCGGAAAUGUCCAAGUUGUACACAACGGGGGUAUUCUAUUUCAUUAUGAUGUACACCGGCAGCAACGUUUUGCCUAUCGCUAGGUUUUUGCAGUUGACACAUAUGAAGCAAGCUUUCAAAACGGAUGAGAAUACCACAUCUCAGAUUAUGCAGAGAAGUAUUCUUGGAAGGCUUUUGCCAGAGGCUAUGGUUAAUUAUUUAGAAAACCAUGGGGCGGAAAAGUUUGCACAAAUAUAUUUGGGUGAAUUCGACACACCAGAAGCAAUAUGGAAUUCUGAAAUGAGGCGAAUGCUUAUAGAGAAAGUUGCGGCACACAUAGCUGACUUUACACCAAGGUUGCGCAGCCAUACGAUGGCUAGGUAUCACUACAUACCCAUACCAGCUGUGCGGUAUCCCCAACUCGAGCGCGAACUCUUCUGCAAUAUCUUCUAUCUGCGUCAUCUUUGUGAUACUUCCAAAUUUCCUGAUUGGCCCAUUCCUGAUCCUGUCAAACUAUUACGGGAUGUAUUAGAAGCGUGGAGGUCGGAGGUUGAAAAGAAACCUUCCCUGAUGACCGUCGAAGAAGCCUACAACAGUUUGGGGCUGGACGGAGGAACUCAGCACGAUGAGUCGACCAUCAGAAAGGCUUAUUAUAAACUUGCGCAGCAAUACCAUCCGGACAAAAAUCCCGAUGGGAGAGAAAUGUUUGAAACAGUUAAUCAAGCUUACGAGUUUCUAUGCAGCAGAAGUAGUUGGACCAGUGACGGGCCUAAUCCACAUAAUAUUGUUCUUGUAUUACGAACCCAAAGUAUUUUAUUCCAUAGGUAUUCGGAAGAACUGCAGCCUUAUAAAUAUGCCGGAUACCCACAACUUAUAAAAACAAUCAGAAUCGAAACAGACGACGACCAAUUAUUCUCUAAGAACGCACCACUAUUAUCGGCUGCCUGCGAGUUAGCUUACCACACCGUUCAUUGUUCUGCACUGAACGCAGAAGAACUGAGAAGAGAAAAUGGACUAGAAGUUUUACUUGAGGCCUACACAAGAUGCGUGAAUGUUCUGAAUAACUCUUCCAAAUCCACCGAAACGCCCGUGCAGGUUUGCAUGCAUGUGACGAGAUGUUUUAGUGUCGCUGCACAGUUCUCGGGCUGCAGGGAACGGAUGGUGGACCUGAAGCAACUUGUAAAGGACUUAUGUCGGAUACUUUACUUUAAACAUUUAACAAAACUGUGCUCAGUUGCGACGGAGUGUGUCACGGCAUUGUCUGUAGAUUCGAUCCUCCAACUAGAACUUCUAAAGGCUGGCGCCCUCUGGCAUUUGCUUCUGUAUAUGUUCCAAUAUGACUACACCUUAGACGAAGGUGGUGUAGAGAGAACGGAGGAGGCGAAUCAGCAGGAAAUAAGCAAUAGGUUGGCCAAGGAAUCCGUGAAAGGAUGUGCAGCUCUAGGGGGGUAUAUUUCUGGAGAAAAUGCGCCUUCGUAUAAUAAUUUAACCAGGGGCAUCUUGGAGGUGUUACUGACACCUUAUUUAGCGGAUCAGCUGGGAAAAGAUAAUCCAGAGGAAAUAUUAAAAGUAUUGAACAGCAAUAGUGAAACUCCUUAUUUGGUGUGGGAUAAUAGUACUAGGGCUGAACUAAUAGACUUCUUGGAAACGCAGAGAAGCGGUAGGGAUGAAAUCGACGUUAAUGUGGCGAACGAUUUUAAGUAUUCAGCACACUCUGGAGAAUUAAGGAUAGGUGGUAUAUUCAUCAGAAUUUAUAAUCAGCAGCCGACGUACCCCAUUCAAAAUCCGAAGAAUUUCACCAUAGAUCUGUUAAACUUCCUCAAAGAGCAAUCCGAAUACCUUCUAAACUUAGUGAACAUAGCUUAUUCCGUGACAAUAGAAGAUAGACUAAAAAAUUCUGUGAUGGCCUUAGACGCCCUAACCAAUGUGAUAAGGAAUAAUACAGGUGUCGAAAUGCAGUGCAUCGGACAUUUCACACUUCUGUUCAGUUUGCUAAACGUUAGCCACAUCCCCAUACAAAAAGGAGCACUAAGUGUCAUCUCGGUGGUGACGAGAAACAAUGAAUGUAUCAAUGACAUAGCGGCCAGCGAUGUGCUGGGUUAUCUUUUACUGGUUUUGUACACCAUCCAGGAUUCCCAACCGCAGAUAUUAGAUACCCUGUAUGCGUUAAUGGCUACCACGAAGAUUGUUAAGGAAGCCCUGAAUAAGGGCGCUGUUAUAUAUCUAUUGGAUUUGUUCUGUAAUUCGACCAGCCAAAAUGUGAGGCAGACUUGUGCCGAGCUAUUGGCACGUAUGAGUUUGGAUAAGUUGGUAGGGCCCAAAGUUAGGUUGGCCCUGGGCGUAUUCCUUCCUCCGAUAUUCGCCGAUGCUAUGAGAGACAGUCCAGAGACUUCCGUUAUGAUGUUUGAGUCGGCUCACGAGCAUCCCGAACUCAUUUGGGAUCAGGAGGCCAAGGACAGGGUCUGCACGGUUGUGGCUAGGUUAAGACGAGAGCAUCAAGCAGCUCAAAGCUUAAAUCCUGGUAUUAAUUGGAAAAUGCCCGACACUAACGGCGUCACUACCAUCGCGUCUCCCAAUGAAAUUGUUGUAGCCGGGGUAUAUCUUCGAAUAUUCAUAGCAAAUCCUGGAUGGACCUUGAGGAAACCCAAGGAGUUCCUUUCGGAACUCAUGGAGACUUGUCUCACCUUAAUGACCAAAGAGAAGCCAAACAUCGAUAUGUUGGAGUUGAGCACGACUGCUUUGUGUGCCCUCCUCCAAGCGCAACCCGCUCUGUUGGAUCUAAUCCCUUCGAUGGGACACAUACCUCGACUGUGUAGACAGAUGGGAUCCAAUGUUCGUCAAGUAGCAGUUCCUAAAUCGGCAAUUUGUAUAUUAAAUUCUCUCUCUAUGAGCAAUAUAUGCGUGACAGCCAUCGCUCAGACGGACUGCAUGCACUCGCUGAAACAGGCCAUGCAGGUUCGCAAGGAUAUGGUAGCUGUCGCCUGUGAAGCUUUAAAUCGAUUAUUCUCGAAUAAUCAAGACCAGCUUGUCAAACAGGCGCUCGACGUUGAUUUUGUGCAAUUCCUACUGAAUCUUCUAGAGGGUAGGUUGGAACUAAUCGAGAACCCUGCCAUGACUAAGGCGCAGAUCGUGAAGGCUCUGAAGUCCAUGACUCGUAGUCUCCUUUAUGGCGACAAGGUGACUUCCAUACUGGAUAAAAGUACUGUGUGGUCGGAGUAUAAGGAUCAGAAGCACGACUUGUUUAUAUCUAGUACAAACAUCUCAGGAUACCUUACAGCUGGGACACCUACCACUGCCGGGUAUUUAACUCAGGGGCCCAGUGCCAAGGUAAAUCUAGCACCACCUCCAGUGGAUAAAGAAGAUCCUCUAAUGAGGUCCGAUGGCCUUUGAUUUACUAUUCAACCAUGAUUAUGGUUACAUUUAAGUGUGAUAAAAAAACUUGCGCACCAGACUUACUAAGUGAUCGUUUAGUGAAUGAACACAUUCCUAAGUUCUUUCAAGCAAUAGACUUUUAUAAUUACGGUGUGUCUUAAUGUAAAGAAUGUAUAAAAAGGAUGUAUAUUAAUGUUAAUUUAAGAAUAAAUAAGGAUACUUUGUAUGCUUUGUCAUGGAUAUUCUUGAUGCUUUAUUUACAGAUAUAUAUUUUUUAUCAUAAUUAGAUUAAUAAUUAUAAUUAAUUACUUUGUUUCCUAAUACAUUUUAGAGUUUGUACAAUA